GUUGUUUUUAACAGACGCAGCGCCUUAUAUGAAGAAAGCAGCACGUCAUUUACAAGUAUUUUACACUAAAAUGGUGCAUGUAACGUGUCUUGCGCAUGCAUUACACCGAGUAGCAGAAGACAUUCGUUCACAUUUUCCUGUUGUUGAUGAUUUAGUGGCUAAUGUGAAAAAAAUUUUCCGAAAAUCCCCACAUCGCUUACAAAUAUUCAAAACACUUGAACCUGAUUUAGUAUUACCACCAGAACCAAUUCUAACUCACUGGGGAACAUGGAUUUUGGCAGCUAUAUAUUAUUGUGAACAUUUUGAGUCAAUUAAGCAUGUUGUCGAAUCGUUUGAUUCAAAUGAUAGCGUAGCAAUUAAAAAAGCUCAAGAUGUAUUGAAGUCUCAAACGCUGCAAGCAAAUUUGAUUUAUAUCAAAUCGAACUUUGAAUGUUUACCAACGGCCAUAAAACAACUUCAAGAGCAAAAAUUAUCAUUGUUUGAUUCAAUUAAAAUAACCGAAACAAUAAGUGGCAUAGUUAAGAAACUUCAAGGGCAACAUAGUGACAGUAUUAAAACUAAAUUAGAUUCAGUUCUAAAUAGUAAUUCCGGCUACAAAAUGAUUUGCAAAAUUUCCAAAAUAUUAUCCGGUGAAGAGGAAAGUAUGACAAAUCUAGGACUACCCGAAGACAUGACCCUUGAUGAUUUUUCGUAUUUUAAAUAUGCACAAAUCACCUCUACUGACGUUGAAAGGUCAUUUUCAAAAUACAAAAAUUUAGUCACAGAUAACCGUCGUUCAUUAAAGCUUGACAACAUUAAAAAAUCGCUGAUAGUACAAUGUAAUUUCUAAGGUAAA
Molecule: messenger RNA, 835 nt
Organism: Myzus persicae (green peach aphid)
Lineage: Eukaryota; Metazoa; Arthropoda; Insecta; Hemiptera; Aphididae
Exons: 1
Coding region: 29-829 (266 amino acids)
Source: RefSeq, a predicted model, not a curated record